GAAGACUGUUCUUCCGGGAAAAUGGCGACUCCCGCUCGUUCGCCGGAGUCCCCGCCGGCCGCGGAUCCGCCGCCAGCAGCAGGGGCUGCCGAGGACGCCGAGUGCCCGCCGCCUCGCCAGCCUCAGCCCCCGCAGAAUGUUCUCGCUGCCCCGCGGCUUCGAGCCCCAAGCUCCCGAGGACUUGGGGCAGCGGAGUUUGUCGGAGCUGCGGGAAAUGUUGAAGCGCCAGGAGAGACUUUUGCGCAACGUAAAAUUCAUUUGCAAAUUGCCCGACAAAGGUAAAAAGAUCUUAGACUCCGUCGCCAAACUGAAAGCUGCCAUUGCAGAACGUGAAGAAGUUAGAGGAAGAAGUGAACUCUUUCAUCCCAUUAGUGUAGACUGUAAGGAGAGGCAAAAAGCGAUUACAGUUGUUGAUGGGGACACAGAUAAGGCCCGGAAUUCUGACCAGAUACUUGAUACUUCAUCACCAGUUCCUGGCUGUUCCUCUGUAGCUAACUUCACAUCAUCUCAGACAACCUCACAACAACAGGGACUGGCACGUCCGACUCUCGGAGGCGAUGCUGAGGCCCCUGAGGCUGAACACACAGUGAGCGAACGCCCAGCUUCCAGCAUCAGAACUGCCACGCCUUCCUCAUCUGCAGCUAGUGAGCCCCUCACUCAGCAUCGUGCUUCAAGUCAAGUGGAGGAUCAUCCUAGCAGCUCGGACGACCUGUUUAUUGAUAGAUUACAAAGGAUCACCAUUGCAGACCCCGUUGAACACCACUCAGAAGAAAACCAGAGUCCUGAGAACUUGGCCAGCCUUUGCAGUGGGCUGCAGAAGAAGCCUCAUUACAUGGAAGUGCUAGAAAUGCGAGCCAAAAACCCCAUGCCCCUACAGCAUAAAUUUAAAACCAAUGUCUUACCUUCACAUCAACGUGAUUCGUUGAGUCCUUGUCAGAGGAGGGGGUCUCCUGUCUCCUCAGAAGAGAGACGGCACAGGGACAGGAAGCAUCUCGAUGACAUCACAGCAGCCCGGCUUCUGCCACUCCACCACAUGCCUACACAGCUGCUCUCCACAGAAGAGUCGCUGGCACUUCAGAAACAGCAGAAACAGAGUUAUGAGGAGAUGCAAGCCAAGCUCGCAGCACAAAAAUUAGCUGAAAGACUGAAUAUUAAAAUGCAGAGCUAUAAUCCAGAAGGGGAGUCUUUGAGGAAGUACCAAGAAGUAAGGGAUGAAGGCAAUGAUCAGUCCUCCGAUGACGAAUUCUGAAGAUGGGCAUUUGGAUCUUCUCCUAAAUCUCUGCCUGUUGAGAUCUCAUUAUCUUACAUCAAACUUUCUAACAAGUAUCAAGAUCAGUGUCAGACAUGGUUGAGAGAAAGUUUUGUCAAGUUACAACAAGGAAGCUAUAAAAAUAGCCCACUUUCAGAAGUUAACUUUCAUGUGCUUGAAAAGUUUAAUAUUUGAAUAUUGUGUUUAAUCACAUUAUAUUAAACUUUUGCAGUA
This is a messenger RNA of Orcinus orca (killer whale), 1483 nucleotides long. RefSeq names its product RNA polymerase II subunit M (gene POLR2M). Lineage: Eukaryota; Metazoa; Chordata; Mammalia; Artiodactyla; Delphinidae. The coding region runs from base 137 to 1249 and encodes 370 amino acids. Gene Ontology annotation, biological process: maintenance of ER location; intracellular signal transduction; transcription elongation by RNA polymerase II. The transcript is spliced from 4 exons. The record is from RefSeq and is a predicted model, not a curated record. Gene Ontology annotation, molecular function: transcription elongation factor activity. Gene Ontology annotation, cellular component: nuclear envelope; RNA polymerase II, holoenzyme; nucleus.